Molecule: messenger RNA, 1752 nt
Organism: Frieseomelitta varia
Lineage: Eukaryota; Metazoa; Arthropoda; Insecta; Hymenoptera; Apidae
Product: myrosinase 1
Exons: 7
Coding region: 108-1607 (499 amino acids)
Biological process (GO): carbohydrate metabolic process
Molecular function (GO): beta-glucosidase activity
Source: RefSeq, a predicted model, not a curated record
UAUAAAAUCAUUUCUAUUUAUACAUUAUCACUAAGGCUUGAUAACAUGUGUUAAAUAUAUAAGCAGAACUUGAGAAUUAUCGAUGCAUUUGCAUUUUCCAAGCAGACAUGUCAGCCACGUUUUCACUGGGAACUAGCAUUCUCCUUCUACUUGUAGCUUUCUCUAGUUCUACGAGUGGUAAAGAUGAUGUAGAGGACGAAGAAAAAUAUUUGAGGUUUCCGCCGAAUUUCAUCUUCGGUGCUGCGACAGCCGCAUAUCAGAUUGAAGGAGCCUGGAACGUGAGCGGCAAAGGAGAAAGUACUUGGGAUCGGUUGGUCCACGAGCAUCCAGAUCGCAUUUACAAUGGUGACACGGGAGACGUUGCUGCGAACUCUUACUACCAGUACAAGGAGGAUGUUGCCAUUUUGAAAAAACUUGGGUUCAAGUGGUAUCGCUUCUCCGUCAGCUGGUCACGAAUACUUCCGACGGGUUUCCCGAACAAGAUCAACAGAGAAGGCGUUCAGUACUACCAUAACUUAAUCGACGAGCUUAAAGCGAACGGCAUCGAGCCGAUGUUGACUCUUUACCACUGGGACCAUCCGCAGGUUCUGGAAGACAUGGGUGGUUGGUUGAACGAUGAGAUGGUCUACUGGUUCGGCGAUUACGCGAGUAUCAUUUUCCGCGAAUACGGGCCGAAGGUAAAGAAAUUCGUCACGAUAAACGAGCCGAAGGCCAUUUGCAAAAAUGGCUACAGCCUUGGUAUACACGCUCCUGGCAAACGUUUGUCUGGACUCGGCGAGUACAUGUGCAUACACAACGUGCUGAAAUCGCACGCGACAGCGUACAGGAUCUACGACAGUGAAUUCCGGUCGAAAUACCAUGGCGAGGUUGGCUUUCUGGUCGACGUGAUGGCCUACAUGCCCGAGAAUUUAGACUCUGACGCCGCUGCGGAUACCUCUUUCGAAUUCAACAUUGGCUGGACCAUGCAUCCGAUCUUCUCCAAAGAAGGCGAUUAUCCGUCUGUAAUGAAACAGUUGGUGGCUAACAGAAGCAAAGCCGAGGGUUUCAUGAAGUCUCGUUUGCCAGCGUUCAAUGAAUAUUGGAUAAAUUUCAUAAGAAAUAGCGCCGACUUUUUGGCUGUAAAUCAUUACACUUCGAGGUUAAUUGUUAGUGGUACUAUGGGAAAGAUACCGUCUCACGAGCACGACCAAGGAGUGCGAGAGAUAAUCGAUAGUUUCUGGAAAUCAUCAGCUUCUAACUGGUUGAAGGUUGUACCUGAAGGUUUCCGAUAUGUUCUCAUUCAGUUGGCAAAAUAUUGCGGCAACCUACCGAUAUACAUAACUGAAAACGGUGUUUCCGAUCACGGAGCACUCAAAGACGACGAGAGAAUUUACUACUAUCGGGAAUAUUUAAAACAAAUGCUUAUCGCCAUUCACAAGGACGGUGUGGAUAUACGAGGAUACUUCUUAUGGUCGCUUUUGGAUAAUUUCGAAUGGAACGCAGGAUAUAGCGAACGUUUCGGUAUCGUCUUUGUCGAUUACGAAGAUCCGAAUAGGCAACGUAUAUUGAAAAAAUCGGCUUCGUGGUGGCAGCAAGUGAUAGCAGCUGGAAAAAUUGAGACUAACUGAAUCACCGUCAUCAGUGAAAAUAAAGAGAUGAUGAAUUUUAGACAAAUUUUAGUUGCCUGCAAUUUUUACUCGUGAAUCUUCCAUAUAAGAUUCCGAUCAUUUUAAUAAAUUAAUUUAACUUAUUAAAAAAUAACUCGUGAACUUC